Panicum hallii is the source of this 1509-nucleotide messenger RNA. Its product is annotated as 50S ribosomal protein L19, chloroplastic-like. Gene Ontology annotation, molecular function: structural constituent of ribosome. Bases 456 to 1133 code for a protein of 225 amino acids. Gene Ontology annotation, biological process: translation. Gene Ontology annotation, cellular component: ribosome. NCBI's taxonomy places the organism in Eukaryota, Viridiplantae, Streptophyta, Magnoliopsida, Poales, Poaceae. The transcript is spliced from 7 exons. The record is from RefSeq and is a predicted model, not a curated record.
CAUAUUCCCUUCCCUGGCUCCCGCAGCCGCAGCUGCAGGCGAGCAGCGGCAGCCACCCACACGAGUGCGAGACGCAUCGAGCGGGACGUGACUCGAGGGCCGGUCGGCCGGACGCCGGAAGUUUCGCUGCGCCAGUGAAGAAGGCAAGCUGCUGACGCCACUGUCUGCUCCGUGCUGGCCGGCGGAAGAUCCACGAUCGGUCGCUGCUAUUCUCCAAAUCGCCUUGCAAAUCUUCACCCGCCCCAUACGCUGGCCAUGUAUUAGUAGUGAGCUGUGCGCUUGAUCUGUUAGCUUGUGGCCUUGUGCUCCAUCUGUUAGCUUUGGUCUUGCGUAUUUGUGCUCGAUCUGUGACGAUGCCAGUGAAGAUUCAGCUUGUAUCUUCUUAUUACCGAGUCCAAGUUCAGAACAGUCAUCUUCAGGCCAGCUUGGAGCCUUGAACUGGUACAGGCCUCAGGAUGCAAUCUUUGCUCCGGAAUGUCUGCCAAGCCGGAAGCCGUUUAGCUGCUGCGAGGCUCCUUGAAUUUGCUGCUCCUGUAGCCACACAGCAGAUGGCUACCCAGUCAUCCUUGGCCAUCCAAUACCUCAGGCCUUAUGGAUUCAGUUGUCCAAUCGGGAGUCAGAUCAUUCCCUGUGGUGGUGUUCCUGCCGCCUCUGGUUUCUGCGCAAGAGCUCUCCCAGUGAGGGGUUUCUCGGCGGUGGGAAAUGCUGAGGUUGCUUCGGACGAUGAGGUUUCCAGCUCUCCUGCUGUGGCGCACCCCCCAAGGAUCAAGUUCAAGAGGCUCGACAAGACUGCCAGGCACAUUAUGAAUAUCUUGAACAAAGAGGCAGUUGAAAAGGUCCGCUCUGAGAGGGAGAUUCCUGAUGUACAACCUGGAUGUAUCAUUCAAAUGAGAUUGCAAGUUCCUGAGAACAAACGGCGAGAGUCUACAUUGAAAGGGAUUGUGAUAGGAAGGCGUAAUGCUGGGAUCAAUACAACUUUCAGACUGCGUAGAUUAGUAGCUGGUAUUGGAGUUGAGUCUGUCUUUCCACUCUACUCGCCAAACAUCAAAGAAAUCAAGAUCUUGGACAGGAAGAAAGUCAGGAGAGCUAAGCUAUAUUACCUGAGGGACAGGAUGAAUGCACUUAAGAAAUGAGACAGAUUUCAGCUUGUUGUUUUUUAGGAUUUUGUCCUGUGGAUUUGCAUGGUUUCAGAAGGUGCAAAAAGUUGCAGUUUGUGAAUCACAUUGUUAUAGUUCCAAUUUUGGAAGGCAUGGUUUGUAGUUCCCAUGCUUGGUUUCAAGCAGCAAAAGUGCUAGUAGAGAUGCCGCUUUGUGACUCAGAACUAACAUAUGUGGAUCAGUCCUGUCUGAGUUGCAGAUGCUACUGUAGCCUCAGUGCAGAAAUAAUCUUGCUCAGAUCUAUAGCUUCACUUUAUCUUCAACUGUAAUUCUCUGCCCUUUUAUUUUGCGAGGACAUUCUUGUUACUACCUGUUUGUGGAUGACACAGAAAAGUUGGAAUGUUUCAGCUCA